UUCAAUUUUGGCUUCGCGAAAAGUAAAACCUCACCAAAAUUCUCCGCUCUCUCUAGCUUUCUCUCUCUAGCUUUCUCUCUCUACAAUCACCAUGGCCGUCGAAUCUUUCCUCGGCAGAGUCCUCUUCGCCUCCGUCUUCAUCCUCGCCGCGUACCAAGAAUUUAAUCAAUAUGGGGUUGAUGGGGGACCUGCAGCAAAAUCAAUCAAGCCAAAGUUUGAUGCCCUUAUACAUCAAGUACAUUCUCAUGUCAGCUUUCAGCUUCCAGGAAUUGAUAUGAAAUAUAUAGUUGCUGGUGCUAUUGCUCUCAAGGGCAUUGGAGGACUUCUUUUCAUACUUGGCAGCUCUUUCGGAGCUUUCCUUCUGCUUUUGCAUCAGAUGAUUGCUACUCCGAUGUUGUAUGAUUUCUACAAUUAUGAUGCUGAUGACAAAGAGUUUACUCAACUAUUCAUCAAAUUUACACAGCAUAUGGCUCUCUCAGGGGCCUUGUUAUUUUUUAUUGGGAUGAAAAAUUCCAUUCCUAGAAGACAACCCAAGAAGAAGGCCCCCAAAACAAAAACCUAUUAGUAGCCACAAUUUAAAGACUCAUUUGGCGGAUUUUCCUGGUUGAUCAUUAUGCCCAUUCUCCAUUUCCCCAUUACUUGGCGCUUGCCCCCCCCCCCCCCCCCCCGCAUGGGUAUUGUUGUAGCAUACUAGCAUGCCUGACAUGGACCAUGUAUAAUUUUCUUGAAUAUUUAUACGUAUUUAUUAUCUGUUCUUUUGGUUGACAUUAGGAACUAUCUUUCAAUUGCUAAGACGGUAAAAAUGAUCAGAAUCUUGUUUGAA
Messenger RNA from Lotus japonicus, 823 nucleotides. RefSeq lists its product as uncharacterized. The transcript is spliced from 5 exons. The record is from RefSeq and is a predicted model, not a curated record. Bases 92 to 565 code for a protein of 157 amino acids. NCBI's taxonomy places the organism in Eukaryota, Viridiplantae, Streptophyta, Magnoliopsida, Fabales, Fabaceae.